UUUGUAGUCACCCAGCCGACGAACUGUGAAUAAGCCUUAUCAAUAUUCUCCACUGCUAUCUUAUCAGAAUUGAUUCAUGUGACAGGUGUCAGCGGAGUUCGUUUAAGUUGUGUAUUCUCUCAUUUUAUCCAUCAGUAUUUUUAGCAUCUUGUCGCUGAAAUAUGCUGCGUUUGAGGGCGGCUGUUUGCCAGUCUUGGAGGGGGUUCAAAACCUUCCCUUGUGCAGCUGUGGAAGUGAAGAAUGAGCCAAUCCUGGGGUUUAACGAGGGAAGCCCAGAAAGAAAAGAACUUGUGCAGGUGAGAGAAGGUCAGAUUUCCCUGAAAUGCCUUAAAAGUCUGCAGGGAAAAACAGAGGAAAUUCCAUGUGUGGUUGGAGAUGAACAUGUGUGGACCAAAGACAUCAGAUAUCAGUUAUCUCCAUUUAAUCAUUCACAUAAAGUGGCAAAGUUCUGUUACGCUGACAAGGAGCUGAUAAAUAAAGCUAUCUUAGCAUCUGUGGCAGCACGAAGAGAAUGGGACCUGAAGCCCGUCCAGGACAGAGCCCAGGUUCUGUUCAAGGCUGCAGAUGUCAUCAGUGGACCCAAGAGAGCAGAAAUCCUGGCUAAAACCAUGAUUGGACAGGGUAAGACGGUGGUACAAGCUGAGAUUGACGCUGCUGCAGAACUGAUUGACUUUUUCAGAUUCAAUGCCAAACAUGCUGUUGAGCUGGAGAGUCAACAACCAAUAGAUGCUCCAGGAAGCACAAACACCAUGCUUUAUCGUGGACUGGAGGGCUUUGUAGCAGCUGUGGCUCCUUUUAACUUCACUGCUAUUGGUGGAAAUUUGGCAGGUACCCCAGCUCUGAUGGGUAAUGUAGUGCUGUGGAAGCCGAGUGACACUGCUAUGUCUGCGAGCUACGCUGUCUACAAAGUCCUGAGAGACUGUGGCCUGCCCCCGAACAUCAUCCAGUUCUUGCCAGCUGAUGGGCCAGUGUUCGGAGAUACUAUUGCAGCCUCUGAGCACCUAGCAGGCAUCAAUUUCACUGGCAGUGUCCCGACCUUCAAACGUCUUUGGAAACAAGUUGCCCAGAACCUAGAUGUCUACAGGACCUUCCCUCGGGUGGCAGGAGAGUGCGGUGGGAAAAACUUCCACUUCAUCCACAAGUCUGCAGAUGUUAACAGUGUAGUGAAUGGAACCAUCCGCUCAGCAUUCGAAUACGGAGGUCAGAAGUGUUCUGCUUGUUCCAGGAUGUAUGUACCAGACACCUUAUGGCCACAGAUCAAAGAGGGGCUUCUGUCUGUUCACAAAAACAUUAAAGUGGGAGAUCCUGUGGAAGACUUUGGUACCUUUUUCUCUGCUGUUAUAGAUGACAAGUCCUUUGGUCGCAUAAAGAAAUGGCUCGACCAUGCAAAGUCCUCCCCCAAUUUAAAGAUCAUUGCUGGUGGAAACUGUGAUGACAAGAAGGGCUACUUUGUAGAACCUACUAUCGUUGAGACCAAAGACCCACAAGACAGCAUAAUGAACGAGGAAAUCUUUGGUCCGGUUCUUUCAGUUUUUGUGUAUCCUGAGAACAACUACAAAGAGGUGCUUCAUCUGAUAGACAACACAUCCCCAUAUGCAUUGACUGGAGCAGUGUUUGCCAAGGACGAGAGUGUGAUUGCAGAGGCAGCCAAAACCUUAAGAAAUGCUGCAGGGAACUACUACGUAAAUGACAAAUCCACUGGUUCUGUUGUUGCUCAGCAGCCAUUUGGUGGCGCCAGAGCCUCAGGCACUAAUGACAAACCUGGAGGUCCACACUACGUUCUGAGAUGGACCUCACCCCAGGUUGUGAAGCAGACACAUGUCCCACUAAAAGAAUGGAAAUACACCUACAUGGAUUAAAGAAUCCCUUCUGUGUUCUGGUCCAAUCAACGCCAUCCCUCCGCUGAUUCCCAAUCUCGACCCAUAGACUUCUGUGAAAUGAAGAGAGAUCAUCUCCUUGUCUGCAGCCAGAUUUAGGUCGGCUUCCCUUUACCUCUGCCUGUAAUAACCUUGCACUGAAUCUAAACUUAGGAAAUGAAUGUAUUUGACUGAAUGGAAGCAGCUCAUCAUAACCCUGCAGAUGUGGUGUGUAUAGUCUUCCAUGAAAACGUCCCAUCACAACUGUUUCACGGCAGAUCUUCUCUUGUGAUUCUCCCCAUGUUUUUGUCGACAUAUGCAGAGGUAUCUGACGGUCUGGCUGGUGGUACAUUAAUUAUGAGUAAAUCCAGUUCCAAAAUGAGGAAAAUGCCUAUGUUACAGUAGCUGUCUGAAAGUAAUAUUACAAAUAUAUUUUUAUCUAUUUAAAUGAAAAUGUUAUUGUAGGUCAAUACUAAAAGACAGAGAAGUUUUCUUAGUUUGAUAGAGCCCAUAUUACUUUUUAAUAUUUGUUAAUGUCUUAUUUGUUCAUUAAGCAAUAAAACUUGUAAUUUGCAACAAGUAAUCAGUUGCGAGAUACACAAAAGGUUGUGUUUACAGUGUUAUCUUUAGUGUGAUUUGAUUUCUAUGUCAUUUAAAAACCCUUAAAGUGAGUAAUGCUUACUCAACAGCUAGAUUGUACCAUUUAUCAAACAAACCACCGCCUUCUGAACUAAACCUUCACAUGAACUGAAGUAGAAAACUGCCUCUCCAAAAUGUGUUGUUUAAUUCAUAACUGCAGAUGAACCUUUGUCACUAAAACGUAUCCAAGUGAUUCCAAAAACAAAAAACUUUGCCUACGUUUCCUGUGCAAGUGUGUGUGAAGAGUGUCAUUUGCAUUUUUAAAAUGCUAGUGUUCCUAUCGGCUGACAUUUCUGCUGGUUUGUCUUUUCUCGACCGGUCUGGGCAGGAUAUAUUUUGGAAUAAGUAUUUUGUACUUUAAUCUACUGUACGCGCUGAAACUGAUUUACAAUAUUUUCAGAAUGUGCCUGCCGUAGUUAUUGUAAAUUCAGAUGGUUAAUUUUUUGACAAUAAAUAUUAAAUUAUUAAUAUCAAAAUG
This is a messenger RNA of Sphaeramia orbicularis (orbiculate cardinalfish), 2973 nucleotides long. RefSeq names its product aldehyde dehydrogenase 4 family, member A1 (gene aldh4a1). The record is from RefSeq and is a predicted model, not a curated record. The transcript has 15 exons. The coding region runs from base 162 to 1859 and encodes 565 amino acids. Gene Ontology annotation, molecular function: L-glutamate gamma-semialdehyde dehydrogenase (NAD+) activity. NCBI's taxonomy places the organism in Eukaryota, Metazoa, Chordata, Actinopteri, Kurtiformes, Apogonidae.